This is a messenger RNA of Ananas comosus (pineapple), 1128 nucleotides long. RefSeq names its product 60S ribosomal protein L7-4-like. The record is from RefSeq and is a predicted model, not a curated record. Bases 167 to 886 code for a protein of 239 amino acids. Lineage: Eukaryota; Viridiplantae; Streptophyta; Magnoliopsida; Poales; Bromeliaceae. The transcript has 7 exons. Gene Ontology annotation, cellular component: cytosolic large ribosomal subunit. Gene Ontology annotation, molecular function: structural constituent of ribosome; RNA binding. Gene Ontology annotation, biological process: maturation of LSU-rRNA from tricistronic rRNA transcript (SSU-rRNA, 5.8S rRNA, LSU-rRNA).
UAUUUAUUACACGGCUAGGAUUUUAGGAGAGCCAUACAACAAAUUCCCAACCGUUAGAUUCUCCAAUCUACGUUUCCUGUUAAAAACCCCGUCGCUCGCCGUCCCCUUCCUCCCCGAUCCAAACCCUAGUCCCCGAACUCUGAUCUCUACCAGAGACGGGAGAGCCAUGGCCGCGGUGGUCCCGGAGUCGGUGCUGAAGAAGAGGAAGCGAGAGGAGCAAUGGGCGCUCGCGAAGAAGGGGGCGAACGAUGCGGAGAAGGCGAAGGAGCGGGAGAAGAGGAAGCUUAUCUUUAGCCGGGCUCAACAGUACGCUAAGGAGUACGAAUCGCAGGAGAAGGAGUUGAUCCGGUUGAAGCGAGAGGCGAGGUUGAAGGGUGGAUUCUAUGUUAGCCCCGAGGCGAAGUUGCUCUUCAUCAUUCGUAUUAGAGGUAUCAAUGCCAUGCACCCAAAAACCAGAAAGAUCUUGCAGCUGUUGCGGCUACGACAGAUAUUUAAUGGUGUUUUCCUUAAAGUAAACAAGGCUACAAUGAACAUGUUGCGCCGGGUCGAGCCUUAUGUGACUUAUGGGUAUCCCAACCUGAAGAGUGUUAGGGAGUUGAUCUACAAGAGGGGCUAUGGAAAGCUGAACAAGCAGAGGGUUCCUUUGUCGGAUAAUUCAAUCAUCGAAAAGGGUCUGGGGAACCAUGGUAUUGUUUGCAUUGAGGAUCUUGUUCACGAGAUCAUCACUGUUGGGCCGCACUUCAGAGAGGCAAACAACUUCCUGUGGCCGUUCAAACUCAAAGCACCAUUGGGUGGCUUGAAGAAGAAGAGGAACCAUUACGUCGAGGGCGGCGAUGCCGGAAACCGCGAGGAUUACAUCAAUGAGCUUAUUAGAAGGAUGAACUAGAGUCUUGAUGUUCACUUAAUCUCUUUUCUUAAGGUAGGAAGUUUUUUUUUCCUGAAAUUAAGUGGACUUACAUCUUAGCAAGUGAAGAACCUUGAAUGCUCUGAAAUUUUGGUGGUAAGAAUCAAGUGUAACGCGAAUGCUUUGCAAUUUCACUAUUUCUUAUCAAGAGUUGAACAAAUCUCAGUUGCCAAGUUUGUUUUCGUGUUCAUUUUGGUGAUAGAGCUCCUUUCGACUUGAUGCUA